This is a messenger RNA of Zerene cesonia (dogface butterfly), 1484 nucleotides long. Its product is annotated as protein CDV3 homolog. The transcript has 5 exons. The record is from RefSeq and is a predicted model, not a curated record. Gene Ontology annotation, cellular component: cytoplasm. The coding region runs from base 153 to 806 and encodes 217 amino acids. Lineage: Eukaryota; Metazoa; Arthropoda; Insecta; Lepidoptera; Pieridae.
GCCAUUUAAUUAAAAAAAAAGAAACAGUCGGCCACGCUUGCCACAAAAAUCAUUCCGGGGGAUUAAUCACAUAUUUCCCCCAUUUAUUUUAUUCAAAUAUUGCUGUUUUUUACGUUAUACAUAAUCAUUCACGUUGCAAUUCAAAAUUAAACAUGGCUGAUUUGGACGACUUCUUCGCGAAAAAAGAUCGCAAAAAGUCAAAGUCGGUCAAAAAGUUUGCGACGGCUGAUGAACUUGCGAAAAAAUUGGAUGACACCAAACAGAAAACGGAUGUGAGACCUAAGAAGGAACGACCGGCACAAGAAGGCGAAGAGACUGGACGAGGACCGGAAGAGGAAGAAUGGAAGGAGUACGAGGAGCCAGUGAAGGAUUACACAGGUCUCAAGAUCCAGGUGCUGCAGGGCAGCGCAGGAGUGCAAGAGUCGGGACGGGAUUCCUCCACGGAAGACUCCAUGCCUGACAAUCCUAAGAACAAGGGACCGUGGAACAAACCUGUGGAAGCGGAACAAGCGCCGGCGGCCGGGCCUCCGCCCCCGCCGGAGGAGGAGAAGCCGCGUGCCCCCGCCGCCUACGUGCCGCCCGUCGCGCGCAAUCGCCCCUGUGACGGGCCCGUGCGCCGGACACAGAACAAGAACCCGCUGGACAUCCACAACGAGGACUACUUCCCGGUGCUGGGCGCGGGCGGCAAGCGCGGCGGCGGCUGGAGCACGGCCGGCGCGGCGGGCGGCGCCGCGCAGCGCCCGCCCGCGCACGCGCAGCCGCUCGCGCUCGGCAACCGCUUCACCUCGCUGCAGGACGACAGCUAGCCAGGUCACAGAAGGCAGUUCCGCAAAGAUAAAUAUUAAAGUGAAGUGUCAUUAUGGACUUUAAGCAAGCCUGGCAUAGCGAUUCCCACAUUAUACAUAUAACAUACGAACUGCGCACUUCCAGUCCUUCUCAAAUCUAACUGUUAAAUAUAUAUCUUUGACGGUUGCUAACCAUAUUUCCACCGUGCGACAGUUUUUUCACAGCAUUUAAAAAAAUACGCGGAAAUCAGUGUGGGCUACGCCUUUUUGCUCAUAUAUUAUCUGUGCAUAAAUCGGCCAGUACCUAUGUUCCAGUCAUAGACAAUAAAUAUUCCAUAUUCAGUGUUGCUAGCUAAAAUAUUAAUAAAACGGCGGCUGUCUAAAAAAAUCGAAAAACCCGAAAACGGAAGUGUGCCUUUAAGUUUGUUACUUUUUUAUGUUUAUAUUUAAAAAGUAAUUAAUACAGUGUCAUGAUUGUUGGCGUGGAUGAGGGAAUUUCGAUGAAUUAUAAAAUGGCGGAUUUUUAGUGUUGAAGCGUGGGUCGACUGCGCGAAAAUUGUUUAAUAGUAAGAUUGAAAAUCCGAUAUAUUAUGAAAUAGUUUGGUUGGCUACCUCUGUAUGUUGAACAGUAAAAAUGUUUAUAAACUUGUCGGCAAAUCAUUCAGAACAUGUACCAUAGAAAUAAAUUAUGUAUUUAAU